Oncorhynchus tshawytscha (Chinook salmon) is the source of this 1159-nucleotide messenger RNA. Its product is annotated as excitatory amino acid transporter 2-like. The record is from RefSeq and is a predicted model, not a curated record. The annotation marks the transcript as partial. Gene Ontology annotation, biological process: L-glutamate transmembrane transport. NCBI's taxonomy places the organism in Eukaryota, Metazoa, Chordata, Actinopteri, Salmoniformes, Salmonidae. The transcript has 7 exons. Gene Ontology annotation, molecular function: L-glutamate transmembrane transporter activity; neutral L-amino acid transmembrane transporter activity; glutamate:sodium symporter activity. Gene Ontology annotation, cellular component: plasma membrane.
GAGAGAAGUGAGGUCAAAGGGUGAGGUCCAUAGAGAGUGGAGGAGGUAAAGAAGGAAGGAGAGAGGGAAUAGAAGGAGGUUAGACUAGACUGGUCUACGUGCAUUUUGACAGGAUGACGAAUCAGCAGCCAGUCCACCAGUCUAACAAGGCCCAUUAUGAUGAGCCACCCAUUGUUGAAGCUGGAGUGUUGGAUUUGUUGGAACCCAAACUUCCCAAUAGUUUCUUGGGAACCUACUGUGGCUUCCUCAUCCGAAACUCACUGCUCGUCCUCACUAUACUGGGUGUAAUAGCGGGGUCGCUGUUUGGGAUGCUGCUGCGGUAUGUUUCUAUUACAGACCCCAACACCCUGAUGCUGGUGUCCUUUCCUGGAGACAUCCUCAUGAGGAUGCUGAAGAUGCUCAUCUUGCCCCUCAUCAUCUCCAGCCUAAUCACAGGUCUGGCUGGUCUGGAUGCUCGUUCCAGUGGGAGGAUGGGCUCCAGGGCCAUGGUCUACUACAUGUCCACUACAGUCAUAGCUGCCAUCCUGGGGGUCAUCCUGGUCCUGGGGAUCCACCCGGGAAACCCCAAACUCAGGAGCAGUCAGGAGCAGGACACGGCCCCCAAGAACCAGGAGGUCAGCAGUCUGGAUGCCUUCCUGGACCUCAUCAGGAACCUGUUCCCUGAAAACCUGGUGCAGGCCUGCUUCCAACAGGUUCAAACAGUAGCAAAGAAAGUGUCAGUGAUGCCCCCGAACCAGACAGAACCUGUCAUAGUCAGCAAGAAGAAACUGGAGUUCAAAUGGGGCAUGAAUGUUCUGGGUUUAAUUGGGUUCUUCAUCACAUUUGGAAUGUGCAUGGGGAAGAUGGGAGAGAAGGGGAAGCUCAUGUCAGAGUUCUUCAACAUCCUUAAUGAGAUCAUCAUGAAGAUGGUGGGCAUGAUCAUGUGGUACUCUCCAGUUGGUAUCGCCUCUCUGAUCUCAGGGAAGAUAGCAGCCAUCGGGGACCUGGAGGUGGUGGCUAGACAGCUGGGCAUGUACAUGGUGACUGUCAUAGUGGGCCUAAUGAUCCACGGGGGCAUUAUCCUGCCACUCAUCUUCUUCUCCAUCACAAGGAAGAGCCCCUUCACCUUCUACUCCGGGAUCUUCCAGGCCUGGAUCACUGCCCUGGGCACCGCCAGCAG